AUGGAAGCUCAACAUCGUGUUUCUCCCUUUAGUCUUAUCGACCCUACAAAGCCCGGGCAUCGUCGCUUCAUUGCACUUUGGCUCGUCGAUCCUACAAAGCGCAUCAUCUCCACGGCGAAUGUUCCGCCUCAACAGAUGGACUGGUACGUCGACGCGCUCCUAGGAUCAAACACCAAGUCGCGUCAAGAAGCGCUGUCGAAACUUCCUCCCGACCUUAUCAACCUGCUAGCCGAGAAGGGACUUGCAAGUCUUUCUGCCACUUCUGAAGGUCGACUGCCCGAAGAGCUCAUGGACUACGUGCGCGAGUAUUUCGAUGAAGCCAAAUACUCCCUUCCUAUGGGUUUCCAAGAGGCAAGCGAGCACCGCAAAAAGCUUAUGCAGGAAAGGGGCGCAUUUGUUCGGACAGCAGAGGAAGAAUUGCAGGGGGCGACUUACAGCUUCUGUGAGCAUUAA
This is a messenger RNA of Alternaria infectoria, 453 nucleotides long. RefSeq lists its product as uncharacterized. The transcript has 2 exons. The record is from RefSeq and is a predicted model, not a curated record. Bases 1 to 453 code for a protein of 150 amino acids. Lineage: Eukaryota; Fungi; Ascomycota; Dothideomycetes; Pleosporales; Pleosporaceae.